CAUACUCAGAAAAUCCCAGUCACACAGAGGAAUGUCAGCCAUGCACGCAGUGCACCGGUCUUUACCGCAUGGACACGCCCUGUACGGACACGAACGACGCAAAGUGCGUUUGUAACUACGGCUACUACCUGAGUGACCUGUCUCAGCGUUGCGAGCCCUGCACCAAGUGUCCCGAAGGCCAGGGCAUGCUGCUGAGCUGCGAAGUGGACCACGACACUAUGUGCGAGCCGUGCACUGGUGACACGUACUCCGACCAGGAAAGUUUCCGGGACCCGUGCAUCCCCUGUAACACCUGUGAUGACAUAGAGGUGGUACAGGCCUGCACUUCCGUUAGCGAUGCCGUGUGUAAAGUUGACCCUUCCUUCGUCCCCCCAACUCCAUUCACCGGUGCUUCCAUUUCCCCGGAAGACUUUCCUCCAGUGGACCCUCCACCAAACAUUCCUACAGAGACGACCGUCACCACAACAGACGGGGACUCCCAGGAGUGGAUCUACCAGGGACUGAACGACAAACUUAUCCCCAUCUACUGCUCCAUCCUUGCAGCCGUUGUGGUUGGUCUUGUGGCAUUCAUCAUCUUCAAGAGGUGGAACAGCUGUAAGCAGAACAAACAGGGGGCAAACAACUGCACGGCCAACCAGAACCAGACGCCCUCGCCCGAGGGGGAGAAGCUGCACAGCGACAGCGGCAUCUCCGUGGACAGUCAGAGUCUGCAGGAGCAGCAGGGACAGACUCAGGCACACACAGUGGUCUCCAUGGACGAGGAGCCCUGUUUGCUACUUCCCAUGCACACCAGGGAGAAAGUGGAGAAGCUGUUGUACCGGGGCAGUGAAGGAGACACUGCCGAGCACACGGACGACAGUGACUGGUGCAACCUGGCGGGACUUCUGGGGUACGAAGAGGAGCGCAUUGCCUCUUUUCAGAAGGAGGAGCAUCCUGUACGUGCACUCUUGUCUGACUGGGCGAGCAAAGACUGUGCCAGCCUCGAAACCCUGUGCACGGCGCUGCGCAAGAUCAACAGGAACGACAUCGCCCAGAGUCUGGUGCUCAGCCCUUCUGCUGCGAAGCCCACCGCCACGUCUGUGGUUUAAUUUAAGUCCACGUGAGCAAAACACCCUCCAAAUACCACAAUCAUACCCUUCCCUGUCCUCCCCUUAGUGCAAGAGCUGCUGUAGUAAUUACUCCACGAAGCCAGCAGUCACAGUCAAUUGUGAUAUAUAAUUUCAUAUUGAAUCUAAGGUUCAACUUCCAGUAAAUGAAUGGUUAUCAGUGCGUAGAGAGCAGUCGGUGGGCCUCAUUUAAUGGGCCUGGAAAACUACAACCUUCUCCGCGCAGCUUUUCGAAUUCAGUUUCGGCGUCAGAGUCGACUUAAGUCGCAAAGCUGCUGCAGCCUAGCUGUGCGCGUGUAGCUGUGCGUGUGUAGCUGUACGGUUCGUGAUCCCCGGCCUCUCUGCUUCAACCAUCAAACUCCUCGAUAAGCUAUCGUUGUACCUGUUACCAAAGAGGAGCGAAAGUCUCCAGACCACAUCUGGACGAGUAGCAUUACUUCCAAGCCAUCGUAGAGUUUUUGAAUUCAGUUUGAGAAACGUGCCUGGUUCUUUUUUUUUUUUCGCAGACUAAACCUGUGCACUAUAAAAUAUCUGGAUCUUCGCAAAGGUGACAAUCUGCCCAACCAUGUUUGGACCUUCUCCCCUACGAGCCUGCUCUUCAUCAAACCGUGUUGACAUAAGCCCAGUCCAAGCUUAAGUGAACUCUUAAGGCGUUUUUUUUUUUUUUUGGUCCGGUGUGGAUAUGCCAACCAGGUGAAAUCAACAUUAAGACUCCAGACUACUACUCAGGUCUGUCUACGAGAAUAAUGAGCUUCUGUUGAUUCCUUCAUGCUGACCUAGUGCUACUCCAAACCUAAUGUAUCCAAUACCAUCCAUCUAUACCGUAUGUACAGGGAAAGCACUUACACACAGCCAGUACAGGCAGCACAGUUUGUACAGACAACCGUCCCCACGCCCACAUUAUGUAGCGACUUAUGCAUGUAGUCACAAACACUCCGAUCAUGUACGCACAUUCCUCCUCAUUUAAUCUAAACCACACACCCAUCCUCAUUUUCUGUCCCGUACACCACCGAGCUGUCUCGUAACGUGACCGUACACUGUUUAUUCAGACUGGGGGAAAAAAACUUAAGUCUUAAAAAAAUGUACAUGGUAAAAUGAAGCAUUGACAGUAAACAAGCAUGGAUUUUGGGGAAAAAAAGAGAAAAAAAAAA
Molecule: messenger RNA, 2257 nt
Organism: Cynoglossus semilaevis (tongue sole)
Lineage: Eukaryota; Metazoa; Chordata; Actinopteri; Pleuronectiformes; Cynoglossidae
Gene: ngfrb
Product: nerve growth factor receptor b
Exons: 4
Coding region: 69-1088 (339 amino acids)
Biological process (GO): Rho protein signal transduction
Cellular component (GO): cell surface; plasma membrane
Molecular function (GO): nerve growth factor binding; death receptor activity; coreceptor activity
Source: RefSeq, a predicted model, not a curated record